GACGAGUUCCGGUGACGCACCGUCCGGCAUAUCCGGCGUAUCCGGCAUAUCCGGCAUCUGCGCCAUGCCAUGGUCUCUCAAGCCUGCCGAUGCCUAUGCAGCGGAGACUGGUUCGAUGAGGCGGAGCAGCUGGAGUUUGACGGCCUCGGGGGCGCAGCGGCGCCGAUCCCACCUGCGCGCUUCUCGGACUUGCUGGCCUACUCCACGGAUAUGGGCCAGCCCCUGCGGGGCAAGGCGAUGCGCUCCGGAGACCUUUGGUUUUUGCGCUCUGAGGCCUCUGCGGAGAAGGUGCAGGUCUCCUUGUUUGUGAAUGGCAUCGCCAUCGAGCACAAGGGCAAGGAGGUGCGCGCCUGCUUCUCGCCGUUCACACUGGUGCGGAACUGCAAGUUCCAGGAUUCGAGCUCCAUCAAUCAGCUCUCAUCCUUAAAGAUCUUCAAGAUCUUCUUUUUCGUGAAGAACCUGUGCUACUUCUUCGGGGUAUCUGCUGACGACGAAGCGCAAGCGGACAAGGACCGCCAGCUUUGGGUGUCCAGCAUCGCCAAAGCGGUGCAUUUGGUCACGCAGUCGCUCUUUCCUCCCUUCAGCAUCUCCUGUGAGCCCAUUUGCGCGGCGGCGGUGACGUCGCGGAGGCUCAUGGCAGGCUACGUGCUGUACCACAGCGGCGAGGAUGUCGCCACGGUGCUCUACGGGGAGCUGUCGCCCCACACCCGCGGCUCGGACCUCGCCAGGCUGGCCUUCUACGAGAACGAGCAGUGCCAGCGCCUCGCCAUGGAGAUUUGGAUCUCCGUGGCCAGCAACUGCUUCGAGAAGGUUGGCAUGAGCUGCACUUGCUUCUGCAUCAAUGGCCACGACUUUUCUGCGCGGACCACGGCGGAGAGGAAGCUUUGGCUCCGAGCAAUUUCCAACAUCAAGGUGAAGCUGCAAAACUCCGCCCCCGCCCCCUCGAGGGAAGACCUGGCUCACUACCGGGAGGCCAUCGAGGAGCAAGUGCGGUCCUUGGAGAACAGCCUGGAGGGCCGUGGGCCAGUGGAUUCGCUGCUGCAGCGCAUCGAGUGGACCAGGACGGAGGUCUCCCGCGUUUCGAGGGAGGCCGAGGAUGGCACCUGCAGCUCAUCGAUUUCGAGUGAGGAGGGCCUGGGGACAGCGGCGCCGAGGAGCGGAAGCGUCUUCGGGGCCUCCAAGCUCCACAGCCUCAGCAUCCCUGCCUUGUCACAGCCUCGCAGCGUGGCGCGGGAGGCCUCGCGCGGACCUGGCACGCCCAGGGCCUUUGCCGAUUGAGCCUUCGCUGCAGCUUUCCGGCGGCGCUUCCAAAGCUCGAGGCGUGAGCUGUGAACGGCUCGCAAGGUGUACAUAGGCGCACAGCUCCAACGCGUUGGCUUUGUGUCAGGGUCGAGGAAUGUGGGGCAGGUCGGUGUGUCGGA
Molecule: messenger RNA, 1421 nt
Organism: Effrenium voratum
Lineage: Eukaryota; Dinophyceae; Suessiales; Symbiodiniaceae
Source: the annotation of a GenBank genome assembly